AUGCUCAGUAGCGCGAGCGGCGCCCCGGAGCUUCUCCACCAAGACGCGACGGACGUGGAGGUCUCCGCGGCAUUUGCGGGAGCGACAGGAAGUGAAGUGGCCCCGCCGGGCGGCCGCGGCGGCAGAAACAGAAGCGGAAGGGGCCCUGCGGCUACGACGUCGUUUACUGGGGUGGCCAAAGGAGCCGAGCGCAGCGGGGACGCAACUACUCGGAAGCCGGAUCCCGAGCCGGCCAGGAUGGAUCUUCACCAGCAGGGGACUGGCCGUUACCAAGUGCUUCACAAUGAAGAGGAUAAUUUAGAAUCAUCUGUUACAGAGCAGCCAUCCACUUCAAACCCAACACCACAAAUUGUGCUUACUGCUCCUUCAGCAUCAGCACUUGAAACUGACUCCUCUCCUCCACCUUAUAGUAGUAUUACUGUGGAAGUACCUACAGCUUCAGAUAUAGAAGUUUACAGUGAACUUUAUCCUGUGCCACCUUCCUAUAGUGUUGCUACCUCUCUUCCUACAUACGAUGAAGCUGAGAAGGCAAAAGCUGCUGCAAUGGCAGCUGCAGCAGCCGAAACAUCUCAAAGAAUUCAGGAGGAGGAGUGUUCACCAAGAGAUGACUUCAGUGAUGCAGACCAGCUCAGAGUGGGCAAUGAUGGCAUUUUCAUGCUGGCAUUUUUUAUGGCAUUUAUUUUCAACUGGCUUGGAUUUUGUUUAUCCAUCUGUAUAACGAAUACCAUAGCAGGAAGGUCUGGUGCUAUCUGUGGGUUUGGCCUGUCAUUGAUCAAGUGGAUCCUUAUUGUCAGGUUUUCUGAUUAUUUUACUGGAUAUUUCAAUCGACAACAUUGGUUUUUAUGGAUAUUUCUUGUACUUGGCCUGCUUCUUUUCUUCAAAGGAUUUGUAAAUUACCUAAAAGUCAGAAAUAUGUCUGAAAGUAUGGCAGCUGCUCAUAGAACAAGAUAUUUCUUCUUCUUAUAGAGACUGUCAUCAACUCAACAUUCCUUUCUUAUACCUAUGUGAAAUUUCCAAAUCAUCUGUAAACCUACAACUUUAAUAGGAUAGAAGACAAAUUAAUGAAGAAAAGAUAAAGCUUCAAAAUUGAAUGGCAGGGUGGUUUAUGCUUAAAAGUCAUUUCUGUUCAUUCUUUAAAUAUUUAUAUUUUUUUGUACAUUUUCGUAUGUGCCCAUUUAAAAGAUUUGCAUAUACUUUAGAGAAACCAUAAAGUUGUAGCAUUAAAGUCCAGUCACGUUUGGUUCAUCAGUGUUUGAUAUAAUUGAGAGUGUGAUACAGUCUUUGAGCUUGUAAAUGCCAUUGAUUUCUAUCCUGACAUUUAGUAUAAUAAAAAUAAAAUUAUUAACCAUGUCAAAUGGUUUAGUUUCUGGCUUUUAGAUUCAUCUAGUAAUUCUACAAAUGAAAUAUCCUUUGUUAUUUGUCAAGUUCAUUGAAACUGGCAGUAUUGAUUAUUAGGAAGGAUUUGUCAAAUUUUUGAACAUGAUAUUUAUAUUAUUAUUUAGGAAAACUCUUUCUGUAAAUAACCAUGCAUAAGUUACUUUCUGCUUUGUUUUCUAAGAAAUUGUAUCUAGAUAUGUUUUCAUUAGUCUUAAAUUAAGUGAAUUAAACAUAUAUAGAAACUUUGAGUGUUAAAGACUGAGUUUGUUGUAAGGCAAAUUUUAAGAAAAUGUGGGUAUACCAAAUGUCCUUUAUGAGAAAAUUUUCUUUUUUAAGGGACAUACUAGUUUUAGGGAUUUUCAAAUGAGUAGCUUUGUUUUUAGGACUGCCCAUCAUAGAGAUUCUUGUAGGAAAAGAUUGUAUUAGAUAUUAUAUUUAUUUCAUUUAAGAGUUUUGAAAGCUAAUUUUCCAAAUAUGAUUCUCAUUUGCAUUUGUCUUUUAAAAAGCCAAUAAAAGUAUCUUUCAAUAUCAUUGUAAUAAAUUUAUCCUUAAAUGUUUAAGAUUAGUAAAUAAAAUCUCGUGCUAUUAAUAGCUUCCUGCUUUAUGAUUGUAGGAUUGACUCAUAAAAAACAUAUCCUGAUUUGGGAGAUGUGAAAUACCCAUUUUCAAGUUAUGAAAAUGUGUCUGUGGAAUACAAGGGUGUGGGGGGGUAUGUUUGUGAUGAGAGUGUGUAGCCAUAAUUACAACGGGAAUCUGCUUUACAUUCGUAAGCUACUACAUUUUGCAUCUUGCAAAUCAUUUUAUGUCUCGUCUGUUUUUCUUUUCAGUUAUAUCUUUGCUCUUGAAUGCCAACAUUAAAAAUGAUGGGAAUUAUAUCAUAUUCUAAACUUAAAAAUCAUUUAAUACAGCUAUAUAGAACAUAUUAAACUGAUAGCUUAUUAUUAGACAUUGACUACUACUAAAUGGUAUAUCUAACUAUUCAGGGACAUUUUUCCAUUUCUGAAAAAAUAAAAUUUAUUAUGCUUUAUAA
Messenger RNA from Galeopterus variegatus (Sunda flying lemur), 2407 nucleotides. RefSeq names its product Nedd4 family interacting protein 2 (gene NDFIP2). NCBI's taxonomy places the organism in Eukaryota, Metazoa, Chordata, Mammalia, Dermoptera, Cynocephalidae. The transcript has 8 exons. The record is from RefSeq and is a predicted model, not a curated record. Gene Ontology annotation, biological process: ubiquitin-dependent protein catabolic process; positive regulation of protein ubiquitination; metal ion transport. The coding region runs from base 1 to 966 and encodes 321 amino acids. Gene Ontology annotation, molecular function: WW domain binding. Gene Ontology annotation, cellular component: Golgi apparatus; perinuclear region of cytoplasm; endoplasmic reticulum.